Diachasmimorpha longicaudata is the source of this 4108-nucleotide messenger RNA. It is a transcript of the gene FANCI, whose product is annotated as Fanconi anemia group I protein homolog. The coding region runs from base 80 to 4036 and encodes 1318 amino acids. Lineage: Eukaryota; Metazoa; Arthropoda; Insecta; Hymenoptera; Braconidae. The record is from RefSeq and is a predicted model, not a curated record. Gene Ontology annotation, molecular function: DNA polymerase binding. The transcript is spliced from 4 exons. Gene Ontology annotation, biological process: DNA repair.
ACCACAACAAGUAGAUGCCGGCGCACCAGAUUUGUUUACAAAAGUGUCUCUCGAUCUGAGAGAAUUGUCAUUCUCAAAGAUGUAUCGUCAAUUUAAAGAGUUCGUCGAUACAAAGAAUUUAGAAGAACUUAAAAAUCUGAUUGAUAAAGCAGACUCGGCCGAGCUCUGUAGUAUAAUCCUCCCAAGAAUUGCUAACAGCGAUGGCCCAGCUAUUCUUGACCAACUGUUAUCUCACUUCUCCACCUCCGAAGUCUCCCAAUCAAAGCACAGAAAGCUCGUAGAAGCAAUCCUAAAGAGCCUACGAACAGCAAAAGUGAGUACUUCUCACGUGAACGCCUUAUUAAACCGAAUAAUCCAAGACUUGCCCAAGUACUCGAAGCUUCAACUGACGAAAAUUGUCGAUUACUGUCUUAACAGCCUUCGCUUAAAUGACGACGAUUUUUUCUGCUGGAGGGAGAUCCUUCCCAUCACCUUGCAAAUCCUCGAGGACGAGAAGUACAUAAAUUACAAGGGAAAUGAGGUGACAGGCUCAGAGUACAAAUCCCUGAUUAUUCAGUCCAUCUGCAAUCAGCCAUGGGACCUGGGAACUGUCACAUCCCUGGCAAAAAUGUUUGGCGAGAUGAGAAUGGACAAGAACGAUCAUGGAUUGGUGAUAAGAGCCCUGUGUGAUAAAAUACCUGAGAUGGAUCACAAGGAGAUGCCACCACUGGUGCAUCAGAUACUGAGACUCAGUGACAAUGUGGAUGGAAGAUUAGUUAUUGGGAUAUUGCAGAAAUAUUUUGAGAGGUUGUAUACUGCUGUUGAUAAGGAGACACCGGAGACAGUGGAGAGCAUAGGUGAGGUCAGUCUGAAGGAGAUCCAAGACACUGAGAGCACGGUGCUCUACCACAUUCGUCAGUCAGCCCUUCUGAACCACUCAAGUCUCAAGGACUUUGUCAAGAAUCUGAAGAACGUGACAAAUGCUCCCGAAUUCAUUCUUGAGCCCUUCCCCAUGUCCGUUCUACUCAUGAUUUCGGAUAUCUACACUGACCAGAUCUUCGACAUUAUCAAGCAGGCGUUGAUGAGGAAGAUUCAGGAUGACGAGCGCAGGAAGACCUCCUUCUGGGUCAAGAAUGUCCUUCCCGAUAGUUCGGUUGUCAUGGAUAUCAUGGGUCAGAUCAUUGAGAACAGUAGUAAGGACAGACAUCUGGUGCUACAGGGACUGUUGGAUCUUGCGUUUGUACUCAUGGACACUGGCAAGGCUAGGGAUGGCGAGGAGAAUCUCCUGCACGAGGUGGGGGUGAAGAUCCUGCAAAAGUUGAUGAAGAAGAGGCACGAAAUAGUGCCUAUUGUCCUCCAAAAUCUUACGGAUAAGAUUGUCGCUGGGGGUACUGCCAUCUCGCAUUAUAUUGAAUGCCUGGCAUACAUGUGUCGCCGAGCAACAUUCAUGGUUCAUCAAUCCCAAGUUCCGGUGUCGAACCUUCUCGAGCCACUCCUGACUAUUCCGGGGGAAGCAGCCACCCAGGUUCUCUACGCAACAGUCCCUCUUAUCCGCACGUCUUCCACAAUUCGUGACUCUCUUGUCCUCAUUCUCCGCAAGGCUCUGUACCGAAAGGGCGUUGAAACUCGAAAAAUGGCAGUGGUUGGAUUUUUGCAAUUCCUCAGCAACUUGAAGAUCACUCCAUUCAGCCUGAGCCAAUCGUCCUCAAGUAUGACCACCGGCUCCAACUCCUCGAUCUUCACUCAAGCGACGAUGGAACGAGGCAGCCAAACCAAGAAUACUCGAAGUCACAACGCCUUCUGUCAAGAGAUCCUCAUAAUCCUGACAAAAUGCUUCUCCCAUGAAGCAGAAGUUCGCCAACACCUGUAUAAGGGUCUUCAUGAGGCGGUCGCAGCGAAUCCAGAAUUGGCGGAGGCAGCAAUCGAGCUCCUAUUGUCUCACUUUGCAGACUUCUACGAGUCUGAUGAGGCUGUAAAGCCCCCCGUGAAGUUCGAGGAUUGCACGGGUGUCACAGGACCCGAAGCCGUCCUCCAGGAGCCCAUAGGACACUUGAUGUUCUCUCUACAGCAGAUGUACUGCACUGUCGCUAAUAAGAACCUAGAGGCCCUCGAUAAGUUGAGCAAUGUCCUGGAGUCUUUGUGCAAGAGAAUGAUUCCUUCAGCCCUCGAUGAUCUUCGAGUUGAUGAGAGGCCAGAUCUCCUGGACAACAGUUCCAAAUCUCAACAGAGAGUCAACUCCAUUAAGCUCUCUGUAGGUUGCUUGGAAGCUCUGAUUGCCUACCGAUUUGGCAGCUGGUCCAAAGACAAUGAGACUGUUGCUCAGAAUGUCUACAAUUUAUUCAAGUCCUACAACGAGAUCCUAGAGUUCUGCCGGUCUGUCAAUAAACCAUCAAAACAGAAGAAGGACAAAGGAAAGAAGGACAAGGAUCAUGACACAACGAUGAAGAGGGGACCCAAGGGGGGAAUUAAACUCCCUCCAACUAUCCUCAACAUUGAUAUUAUUUACAAGAUGCUUUCGUUAUUGUAUGAUCCUAAUGUCGCUUGGGCAACUAACGAACAGGCUAAUCAUCUGAAAAAACGACCUGACUUUCACACCUACUGCCUUCACAUUUGUGUUCAGAUAUUCCAAAGUGCAAAGACCCUGAAAAAUGUUGAACGUAUGAAGCAUCGGGAUGUGCACGAGAAGGAUUAUCUCAAAAUUGGAGAGUUGCUGUACAAAAAUAUUGUUUGUGAUUUGGACAGAGUCCGAGAGUUCGAUGAUGAAACUGCUGUUCUAGGGUUGGAGUGUUUCAAAGAGUACUGUGAUGUCAUGUGCACAUUGUUCAGUACCAGUCUGUCCAAGUUUCUGGGGGAAAUCUGUGCCCCAUCACCAUCAGAAGGGCUCAGUGCUCAAUUCAAUACUUUGAUUUGUGCAUUACAAGCUCUGAUUGAUAGUUAUUACGAAGAGGAUAGCGAGGAAGAGAGCAAUAAAAUUCCAUUCAUACUGAUGGAGACAGUGGCUCUACUGUUGAAUAAAGCUGGGGUAUCUGCUGGUAGCUUUGGAAAUACCUUCCAGUGGCUACAGAAAAUGUCGAAGGUGGAAAAUAUUGACCCACAGAUUGCCCUGAUUAUUCUACAGUUGAUCACAAUUAUUGAGGAACGUGAGGCUGAUUAUGGCAAGGUGUUGGAUGAGAUGUGUGUGGAUCUGUGCAAGAAACUGGGGACCAUUGAUGAUAAUAACAUCACCGUGAAGGAGAGCUACAGUAUUUUGACAGAGAGCACCACGACACAAGCUCACAGUAUUUUUAAUAAUUCUCUGAAGAACAAGCUGACCAAUGCAUCGUGGAUUUUGGGGAGACUGAAGUCUGAGCAUGUGGUAGCAAUCUCCCCGGGAAUUGGGGAUGAAAAUUUCAGGGAGAAAUUGAAGGAGAAAGAGAAGAAUCUCUGCCGACAGUUGUCAUAUGUCAUUCAGACACUUCAUGAUUUGGCUAAUGCAGAUAUCGAUCCGGGACCGAAUACUGACUUGACGUUUAAAAAUCUUCAUCAACUUUAUGGGCUUCUCAACAACUUGACUAAAUACUUCAGCAGCAAAUCGACACAGCAGAAUCCUGCAUUUGAAGCUGUGAAGUUUAUUCAGGUUGUAAAGCUUGCUGGAAAACCAUUGAAAGCUACUUUCUAUAACUUGGUAACGCACACUGAGGAAAAGCAGAACAGUAGCAAGAAGGCUGAUGCUCAUGCACAGAAGAAUAAAGUGUUGAAGGAGACUAAGUUUAUUCCCAAAGUCGUUUACGAGAUUGAGCAGUUUCAUAAGGAAAUUUUGGCGCUUGAGAAGAAGACUCGGGUGCCACUGGAGAGUUAUCUUAAACACAGUAUCACAAGAGAUUUCAGGAUUAAACAUCCGCAGUUGGUGGAAGGUCUGGAGAGGCUGGAUCCUAGUCAGAUGAUGACAAUGACUCAGAACACGAUGAGAAAUAACGAAACUCAGGAUCACCUUGAUCUAUCAGACGAUGAUUCCAGUGUUUUGGAAGAGAGUCACGAGCCAACCCCGAAGAAACCAAAACGCGAAGUCAGCCCUUAAAUAUCGGAGAUUAUUAUAAAACAAUGCUGAAUGUAUUUUUCUACGAAUUUCAAAUAAAAUUUAAGCAACGAA